AUGGCUGGGAAAGUGCACGGUGGCAAAAGAUCGCGGUGGGCCAUUGACUUCGUCACUCAUCGCGAAUCGGUCUAUAGUAACAUUUCCUCGCCUCCGGGCUUCUCGACGUCGACGGUGAUUGCAGAGGGCCACUCUGCAAGCGGCUCGGAGCGAGUGGACCAGAACCUAGUCAUUAAACGGUCCUGGGACCUGGCCCUCGGGCCCCUGAAGCAACUCCCCAUGAACAUGUUCAUCAUGUACAUGGCCGGCAACUCCAUCUCCAUCUUCCCCAUCAUGAUGGUCGGCAUGUUGUUUCUGCGGCCUGUGAAAGCUAUUCUAGGUAUACAAAGCACGUUUUCAGUCAUUGAAGGCUCGCACGCCGUGUGGCAAAAAAUUGUGUUCUUUAUCGGCAACGUGGCGUGCAUUCUGAUGGCGUUGUGGAAGUGCCAGAGUAUGGGGCUGUUGCCAACGCAUGCGUCGGAUUGGCUGGCGUUCAUAGAGCCGAAGGAAAGGGCGGAGUUCGCCUUUGGGGGCAUUGCUUUAGCUUUGCCGAAAGAUAGCGUGUGUGUUCAGAAGUUGCUGUCUUCGUGUAAGAAAAUGAGUGUGGAUUCGGGUAUAGUUUUGGUGACGGGAGCGACAGGAUUUUUGGCGACGCACUGCAUCAAGUUAUUGCAAGAAAGGGGCUGGCAAGUCAGAGGUACUGUGAGGAACAAAAACGACGAGAAGAAAAACAGUGCGUUGUACGGUUUAGUGCCUGAUGCGAAACACAAGCUCGAGCUCGUCGAGGCCGACUUGACUAAACCAGCCACUUGGCCUGACCCAGCUUUCCCCUCCAGGUCAUUCAAGGCAAUUCCGCCAUUUUCAUCAACAGCCGCCUUCACAGCCGCCACAUUGGCCCCCAUUUUGGCGGCUGUGAAGGCGGCUGUUGAUGAAAAUGGCGGAAUUGCCUUGAAUGACCUGGAGGCAACCCUUAGAAAGAAUGCCAAUGCUGUGAAAGGAUGCACCUACGUUUUGCACGUGGCGAGUCCAUUUCCCGGAUCCGGGGGUAAAGUCCGCGAUGUCGAAAACCAACUUAUGCGUCCAGCUGUCGAAGGUACUCUCAACGUGUUGCGGGCUUGUGCCAAAGCUGGGACUGUCAAGCGUGUCGUUGUCACCAGUUCCGUCGCCUCUAUUUUCAGUGACACGAAGCACAAAGACGGCGAAAGGAAGUAUAAUGAGGAAGAUUGGACGGAUAUGGAUGAUCCGCAUUGCGACAAAUACUGUGUAUCGAAGACCAAGGCCGAGAAGGCAGCUUGGGAUUACGUGAAAGGAUUAUCCGAUUCCGAGAAGUUCGAGUUGGUGACUAUUUGCCCGAGUUUCAUCAACGGACCACUUCUGACUAGCAUUCACAAUGAUGCUACUUCGCUCGAGCCCGUUGUCCUUCUCAUGAACCGAGAUUUGAGAUUGAUCGGAGGAGUUCCCCAUUACAUGUUUCCGAUUUGCGACGCGAGGGAUGUUGGCCUUCGACUGUUGGCCAAGAAUUUCGGAAAGUACGGUUACAAAUUUCCCUGGCUGGAAAUUCCGACCAUCGCGUCUUGGUUUGCCCGCUUUCUGGACUCAAAUCUGUUGGCCAAGAAUUUCGGAAAGUACGGUUACAAAUUUCCCUGGCUGGAAAUUCCGACCAUCGCGUCUUGGUUUGCCCGCUUUCUGGACUCAAAUGUGAAGCAUUACGUGUAUCCGCGUUUGGGACUCCGCACGGACUAUGACAACACGAAACUGCAGACGUUGCUGAAGAUUAAACCCCGGCCUGUGGAAGAAACUUUGGUGGACAUGGGUCGUUCGAUGGUGGCCCUAGGAUAUGCCCGCAAGCUUCGUCCCUUCGACGAGUGA
This is a messenger RNA of Notodromas monacha, 1848 nucleotides long. NCBI's taxonomy places the organism in Eukaryota, Metazoa, Arthropoda, Ostracoda, Podocopida, Cyprididae. The record is from the annotation of a GenBank genome assembly.